Neoarthrinium moseri is the source of this 1089-nucleotide messenger RNA. RefSeq lists its product as uncharacterized. The transcript is spliced from 5 exons. Gene Ontology annotation, molecular function: protein disulfide isomerase activity. The record is from RefSeq and is a predicted model, not a curated record. Gene Ontology annotation, biological process: protein folding; response to endoplasmic reticulum stress. The coding region runs from base 1 to 1089 and encodes 362 amino acids. Lineage: Eukaryota; Fungi; Ascomycota; Sordariomycetes; Amphisphaeriales; Apiosporaceae. Gene Ontology annotation, cellular component: endoplasmic reticulum.
AUGAAGGUAAAGGUUAUGAGAGAGCUGUGUCUCCUGGCCGCUGCUGUCUCUGUGGCCGGCUGGGAUCACCUGAACGAACAUGAGUUCUUGAGGACCGUCGGAGGACACAACCAGGCUCUGAUCGCGUUUGUGGAGCCUUCCACGACCGCAAGCCAAGCUCUCGAACCCGAAUGGAGCUCGAUCUCGGUAUCGGAAAAGACCUUGGGCAGCGUGGACUGUACAUCGCAAAUCCAGCUAUGCAAGGACUAUGAUAUCAUCUCGUACCCAAGUAUAAGAUAUUUUGACGGGCACGGCAAGAUGACCCCGUACCGAGGACCAAGGACCGGCCCCUUGUAUGCUUUGAUCGCUCCGUGCAGUUCUAGCGCCCGUGCUUACAUUUCCUUUAGCAUUGUCUCUUUCCUGAGGCGUGCAUCUAGACCAACAGUGACGCUUCUAGAUGAAAGGAAGAUAACUGCAUUCCAAUCGAUAGAUGAUGCCGUGGUUGUGGCUCAUCUCAAUGCUCGAGAUACACACAUACAAGAAGCCUUCAAAUCGCUAGCAUCGCGCUUCAAGGAUCGAGCUUCCUUCGGAUCGCUAGAAACCACCGAGCAGACCACGAUCGUGUGCUACAACAACCGCGACAAUGAGCAGUCUACAACGUCCGACCUUGCUGCGAUCGACUCGCUGCCGUCAUUUGUCAGCGCUUGUAUGACACCCUUGAUCGGGGAGUUCUCAAGGCGGAAUGAAGUCAAGUACUUUCAGUCCGGCAAAUCGCUAGUCUAUUUUUUCGCGGAGACACGGGAGGAACGCGAGGCCUACGUCAACGUGAUAAAACCGAUUGCCAAGAAGUACAAAGAGUUUCUGUCCUUUGUCACUGUCGAUGCAGACGAAUACAGAUCAAUGACCUCGCCUCUGGGACUACCGUCAGGGUUGUUUCCAGCUUUGGCUGUCCAGAACCCCACGCGAGGCCAAGUGUUUCCAUUUACUGAAGAGCACAUUACAGUGGAGGCUGUCGACAACUUCGUAAUGGACAUUGCAGGUGGCAAAGUAAAGCCUUGGACUUCGCUGCCUGUGCCAGACCGGUCAAGCCAUGCCCACGAUGAGCUCUAA